GAAGAGCCAGUACUUGGGACCAUACGUACUGACUGGAAAUUUUUUUCGUCAUCAGCAGCUUGUGACUGCAAAGUGACACAUCUGUGUCGUCGUCAUUUCUGUUUCCAUCACGACUGUUAGACUUCGCGGAGCACAACAUGACAUGUUGGACGAUACUUCGUACUUAGUAAGCACGAUACAGCAGCAAUCGAUUCUUCGGAGAUUUAAAAACCAAAACCAAUAGAAGUAAUUUCCUUGUGUGCACCCCUCACGAUGAAAGGCCUAUUGGGAACCAUGUACAACGAUGAAAUGAAUGUCACUGGCAGAGAUCUUCGGGAGGUCGGUGUCGAGAUCGAUGCAGGUGACAAUAUCACGGUCGAGGUCGAUGUCACCCGGUGUGGCGAUAUGAUUGAAAACAUCGAUGGUCCAAACACCAGUAAGUUAGCCGCUGAUCAAGUGCACGAUGACAACCAUGGUGGUAGAUAUUUGGUUGUUGUCAUUGAUGGCUAUCCUAUCCGCCAUCUCAUUGACUGUUCACUCAAAUUUAUGCUCACAUAUCUACGUUGAUGCCCUCGUCUAGGUAAUCUUCCAGGAGACGCUUUUGGUGAAGAAGAUUGGAUACGACAACUCCAAGGAAAUCAGCUUCAAGAAGGCAAUCUCAUUGGACAGGGCAGCGACAACGGCCUGAUUCACCCCCAGAAACCCCAGUAUCAUCUUGCUUACGACCAGAACAUCUCUCUCACCGGUGCACUAUCGGGAAGCGGCAAUAGCAAUAGGAAUGGUCCACAGCCGGAGCCAUUGCAGAAUACAGGAAAAUUAAGCAUCCAGGAGCCGCAACCGAUAUCUCAGUUUCAAGUUUUCGAUGGUUUACCGCAACUACAACAUGGCGCAGACAAUAUAGGAGUUCUCGACAACUUGUUCCAGCAGCAACAACAGCAACAAUGCUUUCCACUUGGCAACAACACAAUCCAAAGAACGGAGUCUUCCUCAGAGACAAACCAAGCACAAGAGCAGCAAAUACGUUGUCUGCAACAACAGCAGGAACAGCAACUUCAACAGCAAACGCCAGCCCCCAUUCUACAACAAUCCCUCAUUGAGCUACAAAAGCUGCAAGAGCAGCAGCAGCACCUGCAAGAGCAGCAGCAGCAAAUCCUGAAAAACAUUAGUAAUGCCGGUUUGAUAGACGCAAACGCUUUUGCGAACCCACUUGGUACGUUGCUAGGCACUCUCAUUGGGCAAGGCAACGGCAAUGGCGGUGGGAGUAGCAACAGUCAUAAUACCGGCAAUGCUGCGAUUCUUGGUGCCUGCACAUGGGGUCAAAUCCCAGGUCUACAAGUACAAAUAAAUAACAAUACUUCACCAAACCCGAUAGCAACGAUACCUAAUUUAGAUCCCCAAAUUCAGGCGCUUCCAGUGGGUUUUGGUGAAAAAUUCGACCCCAUCCAGGACUCUCGACAGAAGCAAUUCCAUGAACAAGUACCGUUGGCAGAAAGCCAACAUGCACCCGACAAAAGCCACAUUUCGAUCGAAGACAAAAGCCACGUCAUUGGUACCAACGAGAACAACGCUCACAUUAGUGCUGUUAUGAAUCCGUCGCCGGCGAUACGGAAAACCGAUAAGAAACGAGAACCCAACCCCUUCCCAAAACAACUCUGGGAGGCAAUGAUGACGGAUGGUUACUCAAAUCACGAUGCAUAUGAAUGGCUUCCAGAUGGUAAAUCUUUUGUUGUGGUCGACUCGACUAAAUUUUGCACAGAAAUUCUGGAUAGGCACUUUAAGCAGUCCAAAUAUGGGAGUUUCGUCCGAAAACUUCACCGGUGGGGCUUCAUCCGGUUGACUAGUGGCACUGGAACCGACUGUUUCCAUCAUCCAAUGUUUCAGCGAAACAAUCGGGAUCUGGUGACAAAAAUCAAAUGCAACACCAGGAAUGGAAAGAAUGGAAAGGAGAAGGGCCACAAUCCAUAUGCGAGAGGGGACAUAAUGCACAGUGUGCAACCAAGCCUAAUGGGGGUCGAAAAGUUCACACGUACAAAAGUAGUUUCUCCAGAUUCCGCCGAAGACAUCAUGGCGUGAACGCCACUAUCAAUUACAUUCAGAUAUAUUGCGCUUCUCUCUUGUGGAGAAAAGCGUCGGCAUAGGCGAUGUAUUCAUGAAAAUAUCCUGUUCUGUGUCAGUCUUUGCUAUCUUCCCUAAUUGUCUUGCUCAAAAACAGCAAUAGUGCUACUACUAGUAAUAGUACUAUUGGGGAAUACAACGAUCCACUAGCUACUACUACUAGUAGUUGUACAUACUAGUACCAGAUGGGACCUGUUGGAGGAACAUACCCAGUCUUUCUCGUCGUGUUAUCGUCCCUCAAACAUCCUUGUCACUGCAGGUCCUUUAAUUCAUCUGCAGAGUACUACUGAUUAUACUUCUUGUACUAGUAGUAGUAACACAUAUGAGUGGUUCUUCUGCUGGUGGCUGGUAUGACAAGACUUACUAAUUGUCCUGUUCUUGACCAAUGGUCAGGCAAGAAUAUCCUCCAGCACAGCAUUCCUGGCAGCAACAACGAAGACAAGAAAGAAACAAGUUAACAUUUU
Pseudo-nitzschia multistriata is the source of this 2558-nucleotide messenger RNA. The record is from the annotation of a GenBank genome assembly. Lineage: Eukaryota; Bacillariophyta; Bacillariophyceae; Bacillariales; Bacillariaceae.